CCACCACACACACACACCCCUACCCCUGAACUGGGGGCUCUACACAUCCCUUAGGCAGGGGUAGGAUGGUCGUGGCUCACGGCCACAGGAUCGCUCCCUAUAGGAACCACAAUCGGGCAACUCUUUCCAAAGUGGCACCAUUGCAACAUCAGGAAAUAAAAAGGGAGCUGAAAAUGCUGCACAGCGUUGGUGAUUAAACCCUUAAUAAUAUAGUAGACUUAAUAAUGCGGUAGACCGGGUAAUCUUUUGGCAUCUAGCCGAUGGAAGGAGAACCGAGAAGAGGUUGGCCCACAGAGUAAACCUGUUGAAUCCACACACUAAGAGAUCUACUUAGAGACCUGCAUUUCCCAACUGGACAUAAACCUGUUUUAGAAGGCGAGGAUCCAACGUUGCCUUGUGUCCCUGCCUUAUUAUCCUUGUAGGUGUCUCCAUAAUGGGAAGAGAAGGCCGGCCUCCCCUUAUCAAUCCCAUUUAUUUUUCCCUGGAUCAGCCACCGGACUCUUCACAGCCUCUGUGAACAGUUUGGAGGAGGAGGAGAGGAGGAGAGCAUCUUUCUGCCCCAUACCAGGCGCCAUGAGGUCCCUCUGGAAGCGCCUGGGCUGCCUCCUUGUUGGGACCGCUAUCUACCCAGCCAUCUUCCUGGUCUCGGUCAUCAUCCAGUAUGCCCAAACGUCGCUUCCUCCUGCAAUUGAACAACAGUGGAAGCUCCGUUUCUGCCAGACGGUCUUCAUCUCGGGCAUCAUUUUAGGAAUUGUGUUGGAGGAGCUGGGUUUCAGCAGUUUCCCUGAAAUCUUACGGAUAUUCGUUAACGGAAUCCCGGCGUGCAGGGAUCCGGCCCUCGUCAUUCGGGACCAGAAAUUUGACGGAGUGCCGGUGAGGAUCUACUCAUCCAAAACAGUGCCAGCUACGAAAAGAAAAGCGAUGGUUUACUUCCAUGGGGGCUGUGGCAUUUUCGGAAGCUACGAUACCUACGAAAGAUUCCUGUGUCACGUUGCCAAAGAGGGGGAAGCAACGGUCAUCGCAGUUGGAUAUGGAGUUGGGCCGGAAAACCCUUACCCAAACCAGCAUGCUGAAUGUCUAAAGGCCACCAUCUUCCUCCUGAAACACGCCGAAGAUUACGGGGUGGACAGCUCCCGUGUUAUCAUUUCUGGAGACAGCUUCGGGGGGUUGUUAGCCGCCCACGUUUGCCAGUUACUGGUGGAUCGGUGUGAUCUUCCCAAGGUCCACGCCCAAGCCUUGAUCUACCCAGUGCUGCAGGCUCUGGAUAUGACCUUGCCGUCCUACCAGCAGAACUGCAGAAGUCCCAUCUUGUGGCGCAAACUGGUGGCCUUCGCCUGCUGCCGAUACUUCAACAAGCCAACUUCCUUCGUGAACGGUCUCCUGAAGAACAGCCAUGUCCCGGAGGCCACCUGGCUGAAGUACCAGAAGUGGGUCGACGGCAGCCUUAUCCCCGAGGAGUUCAAGGUCAGAGGCUAUACACCGCAAGAGCCUCCCGGGGCUAAUUUCAGCCCUCAGCUCUACGAAGAAAUGAAAAUGAUGCUCACAGCGCCUUGCUUGCCCUUGUGUGCGGACGACGGGGUGAUCUCCAAGCUCCCUCGGACCUUCCUUUUGACCUGCGAGUUUGAUGUCCUUCGCGAUGACGGGCUGCUGUACGUGAAGCGGCUGACGGACAACCGUGUGCCGGUCACCUGGAGCCACAUAGAGAAUGGCGUGCAUGGCGUUCUCGUGUUCUUUGACUAUCGCCUCCUGUCGUUUACCUUAGCCAACAGGAUUGCACGCGACGUCAGCAAGUUUAUCAGAGGCUUGUGAGGGGCAAAUUAAACCUAAGAAUUAAUCUUCUUCCUGAAAUGCAGAGAAUUCAGUGGCCCAGAUUUAGGAAAAACUGGUUAAAUGCUGGUUAAUGAACCCCAAACCAGGGUCCUCCUCAUCCAAACGCAGCUCUUAAAAUCAAGCCGAUUCUCUGGUUCAUAAGAACUCAUGAAGGAAGAUGAACUUUCACGGGAAAAUUUUCAAGCCCUCCUAAAUGCAACUUGGUGUAGACCUCACGGGAUUUCCAAUUAACAGAAUAACAAGCGUUGGAAGGGACCUUGGAGGUCUU
Messenger RNA from Crotalus tigris (Tiger rattlesnake), 2098 nucleotides. Its product is annotated as arylacetamide deacetylase-like 4. Gene Ontology annotation, molecular function: carboxylic ester hydrolase activity. Gene Ontology annotation, cellular component: membrane. The coding region runs from base 574 to 1809 and encodes 411 amino acids. The transcript has 4 exons. The record is from RefSeq and is a predicted model, not a curated record. NCBI's taxonomy places the organism in Eukaryota, Metazoa, Chordata, Lepidosauria, Squamata, Viperidae.